This is a messenger RNA of Strongyloides ratti, 8130 nucleotides long. RefSeq names its product Chitin binding domain-containing protein. NCBI's taxonomy places the organism in Eukaryota, Metazoa, Nematoda, Chromadorea, Rhabditida, Strongyloididae. The record is from RefSeq and is a predicted model, not a curated record. Gene Ontology annotation, molecular function: chitin binding. The coding region runs from base 1 to 8130 and encodes 2709 amino acids. The transcript is spliced from 4 exons. Gene Ontology annotation, cellular component: extracellular region.
AUGAAACAUUUUUGGGUAUCAUCUAAUCAUAAUUAUUUAUGGGUCGUGGGCUUGUUAUUUUGGAUUACCUGUGUUUUUGGAGAAGAAAAUUUGAUUACAACAGAAAAGUUAUGUGAUAGUAGACGGGAUGGUAUAUAUGGUUAUAAACAAUGUAGUAAUAAAUUUAUUUAUUGUAUUAAUAAUGUGCCUACUGUUGCUUUUUGCUCAGAAGGAACAAUUUUUGAUGAGUAUUCUCGGGAAUGUGUUCACAAAUCACUUGCAGUAUAUUGCCGUGGAAGGACGGAAAACAAAAAUAAUGAAGAAACAACUUCGAGUAGUAAGAAUGACAAAUCUACUACUAACUCGGAUCCUGUAAUGGAACUAGAUAGAAUGUGUAUUACUGAUAAUUUUGUUUUUUCUGAUAAUUGUUCAUCUAUUUUUUGGAAAUGUAGCAAUGGUGUAGCUCAUAGUUUUAAAUGUCCAAAUGGACUAAUAUAUAAUGACAAAACAGGUGGUUGUGGGUUUGCUGAUGAAGUUGAUUCAUGUAAAAUAUCUGACAACACCAGUGGAUCACGAAAUUUCAGGAAAAUGUCAUCAAAUGUUGCCGGAGAUAAGUUAGCUAAAGAGUUCUCUUAUGAAGUUAUGAAUUUUGAACGCUAUUGUGACAACAAAGAAGUUGGUGUAUAUUCUUUUAGUAAUUGUUCAUCAAGAUAUUACAUAUGUGGACAAAAUUCAUUUAAUAUUGCAAGAUGUCCUCUAACAUAUAUGUUCAAUCCCAAAACAAGACGUUGUGAAAGUUCAGAUGAAUAUAAAUGUAUACCAGACCACAAAGAACAUACUAAUAAACUUUUAAAUGGAAAGUAUAAUUGUGAUGGAAAAGUUGAUGGUUACUAUGGAUUUGGUGGAAUAUAUAAAGACUUUUAUGGAUGUCUAAAUGGUGAAUUUUUCUAUUAUUCAUGUGAAAAAGGUUUAUAUUUCAAUCCUGUAUCUCAAUAUUGUGAGCAUCUUGUAAAAACUAAAAAUUCUGAUGGUUCGGGCAAGGAUUCGAAGAAAUUUAUCAUGUCCUACAGAAAGAAAAGUAAAACAGAGUUUGAUUGUUCAAAUGUUCCACAUGGUCUAUAUUCACUUGGAUGCUCACCUAUAUAUUUUUCAUGUGAGCCUAACCAUACUGUAAUGAAGAGAUGUUCAUUAGGAAAAGUUUUUAAUCAAAAAACAUUAGCUUGUUCCACAUUUGAGGAAUGUCAAACUACCAUUAUAGAGGUUGAGAUUGACUUAAUAAUACAUGGUGUCAGAUGCUCGAAUGAAAAUGAAUACAAAACAUUUGGCUGUAAACCAUAUUAUAUUUAUUGUUGCAAUGGUGAACAAUACCUUCAAUACUGUGCUGCAGGUGAAGUUUUUGAUCCUAAACUAGGGAAAUGUACAUCUGAUCAUCUCUGCAAUAUUUAUGAUGACCGUGAUGAAUCUGAAGUUACAACAACAACAAUUGCCGUACCACAUUGUGUUCCAAAUGAAAGAUCACCCGUUGGUCAAUGUAUGCCUGAGUAUUUAGAAUGCAACAGAGAAGGUCAAUUUGUAAAACAUGUCUGUCAAGGUGAAGAAGUAUUUGAUCACAUAAAAGGAUUUUGUCGUUUACCUCAUGAAUGUGGUAAACCAAUUGAAACAAAUAAAGGUGAUGGAGAAUUAUGUACACCUGGGAAAACUAAAGCAAUAAUGUCUUGUCAUGAAUUUUAUUUCCGUUGCAAUGAUCAUGGAAGACAAUCCAUUAUUCAAUGUUCCAAAGGAAUGCUUUAUGACGAAAAUUUUGGUUAUUGUAGACCUGAAAACUUAUGUGGAAAAUUAAUUGAUGUAAAACCUUCUACAACAACAACAGUAGAACCAACAACCCAUAAAUUGAAAGAAUGUAAAGUUGGAGAAGUAAUGGUUGUGGCAGAAUGUGGUACUGCUUAUACAGAGUGUGGACCAGAUGAAUUAUUUCAAAUUAAAAUGUGCCCUAGUGGAACAGGUUUUGACUCCAGAGAAUCUCGAUGUGUUUCUUUACAUAGGUGUGGCAAAACUAUCUCUGAAACUACAACUAUAAAGUCAGUCGAUACAACGACUCUUGACGAACAUGAAGUUAUGUGUACACCAGGAGAGUUAGAUAUAAUUUACGAAUGUUCACCAAAUUAUUUGGAGUGUAACAAAGAUUCUCGUUUUACUAUUCGUCAUUGUGAAAAUGACUAUCUUUUUGAUGGUGUAAAAAAAGAAUGUUUACCACACAAUGUAUGUGGAAAACUUGUUACUUCUACUGCUCCUCCAAAAAUGUUAUGUAGACCUGGUUAUGCAUUUGCUGAAAUUCAUUGCAGUGAAGGAUAUUUCCACUGUAGUAGUCUUGGACAAUAUGAAUCUAUGAGAUGCUAUGAAGGUUUCGUAUUCGAUAAAUAUGUCAAACAAUGUGUCAAGGAAUCUUUCUGUUCUCUUCAUAGACCAAAAACGACCACAUCUUUACCAUUUGAGAAGUGUAGUGUUGGGGAAAUUUUGGUUAUUAGUGACUGUUUCCAUAAAUAUUCUAAAUGUAACGAGUAUGGAGAGUUCCAAAUUAUAGAUUGUGAAAAAGGAUUUGUUUUUGAUGCAACAAAGAAGUCCUGUGUUAGUAAAAAGUUAUGUGGUUUGAAAGACACACCUCCAUUAAUGACGACUACAACACAAAAAACAAGUGAAGAAGAUGAAUCUGUUAAAUGUACAGCUGGAACCUAUGAAGUUAUUGCUGAAUGUUUCAAACAAUACCUUAAAUGUAACGAUUUUGGAAGGGUAGAAGUCAAGAGUUGUUCUGAUGGAUAUGUUUUUGAUCUUAAUUACAAAUCAUGUGUCAAAGAACAUCUUUGCGGUCGACAUGAGAUAGAAGAACCAACGACUCCAUCCACAACAACAGCAGUCGUUGAGGAUGAAUCAAGUAAAUGUACUCCAGGAGUUUAUGAAAUUAUUAACGAAUGCUUCCAACAAUUUCUUCAAUGUAGUGAUUCAGGAAGGUUUGAAGUUAAAAACUGUCCAAAGGGAUUUGUCUUCGAUUCUAGUUGUGAAAGCUGUGUUGACAGAAAAAUCUGUGGUCGCAAGAAAACAGAAAGACCAAUAACUUCAUCUACGACUACCUUUAAAACUCCAACAACUAUGGAAACAACAACUGCAGUUGCCGAAGAUCAAUCAAACAUAUGUAUUCCAGGAUCUUAUGAGUACAUUGGUGAAUGUUUCCAACAGUUCCUUCAAUGUAGCGAUUCAGGGAAGUUUGAAAUAAAUAGUUGUCCAGUAGGAUUCGUUUUUGAUAUCAACUAUGGAGGUUGUGUUGAAGAAUACAUGUGUGGUCAAAAAGUGGUUGAAGAGACAACUACUCCAUCCACAACAACUUCAUCUACAACAACUACAACUACCUCAUCUACAACCACCUUUAAAACUUCAACAACAACUAUGGUUGCUGAAGACCAAUCAAGCAAAUGUAUCCCAGGAACCUAUGAAAUUAUAAGUGAAUGUUUCCAACAAUUUCUUCAAUGUGGUGAUUCUGGAAAGUUUGAAAUAAAGAGUUGUCCAGAAGGAUUUGUUUUUGAUCUUAAAUACAGAGGUUGUGUCGACGAAUAUGUAUGUGGUCAAAAAGAAACUGAAGAAACAACUACUCCAUCCACAACAACUUUUAAAACUUCGACAACAACUGUGAUUGCUGAAGAUCAAUCAAGCAGAUGUACUCCGGGAACCUAUGAAGUUAUCGAUGAAUGCUUUGAACAAUUCCUUCAAUGUAGUAGUUCUGGAAAGUUUGAAAUAAUAAGUUGCCCAGAAGGUUUUGUAUUCGAUGCCAAGUAUGAAGCUUGUGUCGAUAGAUAUGUAUGUGGGCAAAAAGAAACUGAAGAAACAACUACCCCAUCCACGACAACAACUUUUAAAACUUCAACAACAACCAUGGUUGCUGAAGAUCAAUCAAACAAAUGUACUCCAGGAACCUAUGAAGUUAUUGAUGAAUGUUUCCAGCAAUUCCUUCAGUGUGAUGAUUCAGGAAAAUUCGAGAUAAAAAAUUGUCCACAAGGGCUUGUUUUUGAUCUUAAGUACUUAAGAUGUAUCGAUGAAUACAUUUGUGGUAAUAAAGAAAUUGAGGAAACAACAACUUUAUCUACAACUACUCUUCAAGCAACGACCCAACCAAAUCAAUGUAUUCCAGGAACUUAUGAUAUCAUCGGUGAAUGUUUCAAACAGUUUCUCAAGUGUGGUAAAUCAGGAAAAUACAAAGUUAAAAGAUGUCCAAGAGGGCAAGUUUUUGAUUCUAACCGUAAACGUUGUGUUGAUAAAAACAUUUGUGGUUACCCUGAAGUAGAAGUAACAACACCAACUGCUGUUGAAGAUGAAUCAAGUAAAUGUAUUCCAGGAACUUAUGAAACUAUUGACGAGUGCUUCCAACAAUUCCUUCAAUGUAGCGAUUCAGGAAUAUUUGAAAUCAAAAAUUGCCCACAUGGAUUUGUUUUUGAUCUUACAUAUAAAGGUUGUGUUGACAAAUACGUCUGUGGCCACAAAGAAAUCGAACAAACAACAACUAUCAGAACAACAACAGCAAUUGAAGAUAGUUCUAUCAAAUGUGUUCCAGAUACAUAUGAAAUUAUUGACAAAUGUUCUCAACAAUAUCUUUAUUGCAACAAUUUUGGAAAAAUUGAAGUUGAAAGUUGUUCUGUUGGAUUUGUCUUUGCUUUUGAGAUAAGGGGUUGUGUCAAAAAGUAUUUGUGCAACAAUCAUGGAUAUGAUGAAACUACAUUCACACCAAUUACACAGAAAACAAAGUUUACUACAAUGAGACCGGUCACUACCACCACCUUACCAUUAAAAGCAUGCAAAAAUGGCGAAAUCAGAGAGUUAGGAAAAUGUUAUCCAGCCUUCUUGUUCUGUGAUUUGUCAAAUAAUUUUAUAGUUAGAAGUUGUGGUUAUGGAAAAGUUUUUGAUGAAAAAGAUUUAGUAUGUGUUAAUCCUGAAGAAUGUGGAGUUGAACCUGUUAUCUCAACAACAACUAUUAAAGCACCAACUUGUUUACCAGGAGAUUUUAUGGUUGGAACAAAUUGUGUUCCUUCUUACUUCAAAUGUAAUCAAUAUGGCAUUUUUGAAAUGAAGACAUGUUAUGGUAACACCGUUUUUGACGAAGACAAGAAGCAAUGUAUAGAUCCAAGUAUUUGUGGUAAAUUAUUUCAACCAACUACUGAAGCUCCAAAAGAAUAUUGCAAAUUGGGUUCAUUUAUUGAGAUUGAUUUAUGUUAUCGAGAAUAUGCAUAUUGCGAUGAAUCUGGUGACUAUGUCAUUAAACAUUGUCCAGAUAAUUAUGUUUUUACUUCAAAGUCAAAUUCAUGUAUACUAAAAGAAAAAUGUGAAUCUGGAUUUACUACUGUCGCUCCCACUACUACUACGACUACAGAAUGUAUUGUCGGAUCAUACAAAGAGAUAUCUCAAUGUUUUAAGGAUUACUUGAAAUGUGUUGAACCAGGAAUUUAUGUCUAUGAAAAUUGUGAAUCAGGUCUUGUUUUCAAUCGCGAUACAUUAUCAUGUACAACUUUGAAAGAAUGUAAUGGAAAUGACAAAGGAUACGGAUCAGAUACUGUUGAAGGAUACAGAAAACCAACUUGGUAUGAUGAUCAUAAACCAAUACCUUUUGGACCAGAGACAGAUCAUGUUGUGGACAAGUUCAAUUUUGUUGAUCAUUAUCCUCAUGAUAUUCACAGCAUACUUAAUACUUAUCAUACAAAAGAAGAAUUAGAAGGACACGGUGUUAAAGAUGAAUUUUUAAGAAACACACAUGUUCCAAUAAGAUACUCGAGUCCUUACGAUUUAGAUAACAAUCCUGAUGACUUAAAUCUUUAUGAACCACUUUUUUCACAUGGACCAAUAGUUUCUGGUUAUGCUCCAUCUCACCAUGAUCACCAUGAUGACCAUGACUUUGUUAUGGAUGGUUUCACUGGAGAUGCCAUUAAUCACCACUUUUUAGAUCACAGAACAAACUAUGCUGAAGAAGGUGAACAUGAUUUUAUCUUAGAUAAAUUUUUAGACAGAAAUGAAAUAUUACAUCAUGAUUUUGAACCUUAUCAUUCUCAACAUGUACCAGAUCAUGGACAUCAUUAUCAAGUAGAUGAAUUUUUGAUUCCUCCAGAGUCUGAUUUCAACGAUAGAUUUGGUAUACAUCAUCCACAUCAUUCACACCAUCCACACCACUCAGACCAUCAUGAAAGUCAUUUCAACCAUGAAGAACCUCCUUACGAUGACACCUAUACUUCAAACUUUGAUGUUGAAAAUUAUCCUGAAACUUACGAUAACAUUAGAUACAAAAGAUCAACUACUGAUGUAGAAGAAAAUGGCAAAGAAAAAAAGUUGAAUGACAAAACGUCUAAGAAUUUUGAAUAUUAUCCUAUUUUCGAUCACUCUUCACAUAUGGCUGGUUCUCUCAAAAUGUUCUGUAACAUUUCAAUUAACAAUCUUGCACCAAUUGGUUACUGUACAGAAGAAUUUGUCAAUUGCACUAUUCCUGAUGAUGUAUUUAUUCAAAGAUGUCAUGGUCGUAAUGUUUUUGAUAGAAAGUCUGGAGAGUGUGUUCCAUACGAAGUUUGCGUAAACUCAAGACCUGUCUACAAUUCUAGAUCUUUAGAUUUUGAUAAUGAUGUUUUAGAUAAUAAGGUUUGUACUGAAUUAGGUGAUGGUGUUUACUAUAAAGAAGGAUGUGGAAAAUAUUUUGUAGUAUGUAACAAUAGUAGAAUGGCUCAUAUGCAUUGUCCUCGUGAUAUGUAUUUUGAUAUAAAUCGUUUCCAAUGUGAUUAUCUUGAAAAUAUAGAUGCUUGCAAACACACAGUAUUCAGAGAAGAUGAAGAUCGUCUAGAAGUACCUACACCAAAGUUUAAUUGUAAAAAUGUUCCAAAUGGAUUUAUCGGAGCUGAAUGUUCAAAUGUUUUUGCUUAUUGUCAAAAUGAAAUUGUCAAAAGAAAAUUCAGAUGUCCAAGAAAUCAUGUUUUUGAUUCUGCUUCUAGAUUAUGUGUAUUACCAGAAAUGGUUCAUAGUUGUGACGAUAACCCAAUGUUUGUUGAUCCUCAAUGUGCUUCAAAUCCAAAUAAAGCUUUUGGAACACAUUGUUCUUCAUUAAUUCACCAUUGUCUUAAUGGAAGACAUUAUACAUAUCCAUGUGGAGAAGAUAGAUUUUUAAAUAAUUUGACAAUGCAAUGUUUACCUAUUAGAGAAAUGAGAGAAUGCGAAGGAAAGAUUAAUUUCAGAGGAUAUGAAAUAGAGGAAUUAGAAAAUUCUUGUAAAAUUAGUGGUGUUCAAAAUGUUGCUAUUGAUACAUGUAAUAAAGAGUAUAUCAGAUGUUUAAAAUCUGGAAAACAACUUUAUGUUAAAUGUGAUGGAGGGUUAGUUUUUGAUGAACAAGCAAACACUUGUGUUCCAUUGGAUCAAUGUAUUACUAAAUAUUCACUUAAUGAUAAAAAUAAUGAAGCUACAGUACCACCUACAUACAUCAAAAAGGAUGAAUCACUUUUAGUUGUAGUUGAUCCAAUAUGUGAAGGAAAAAAAGGAAAUAAAUUUGUAGCAACAGGAAUGUGCAAAAAAGAAUAUAUUGAAUGUAUCAAGACAACUGCAGUUAGACGAUCUUGCGAAAAUGAUUAUGUAUUUUCUAAAUUAAAAAAUUCAUGUGUCUAUAAAUUUACAUCAUCAGAAUGUGAAUUUCCUAAAUUUGACAAUCAACAAUUUACUGAUGACAAUGAAAUGCCACCAUUUGAUUCUGCUAAAUUUUGUACUGGAAAAGAAAAUAGAUUUUAUAGAAAUCCACAAAAUUGUACUGUUGCUAUCAGGUGUUAUGAACAACAAACACAUGCAAUGUAUACAUGUGCAAGAGGCUUAGUUUAUGAUGAAGAAAAUCAAAAAUGUGAUUAUGCUCAGAAAUUCCAACGAUGUGUUGGUUCAGAAGAAAUAGAACCUGUUUUAAAUAUAACAUCUGAUGUUGAAUGUACAAUAGCUAAUCAUGGACUUUUUAUUCCUGAUGCUUCAGAUUGUACAAAAUACUAUCGUUGUGUUUGGGGUACACUUGUUGAAAAGAAAUGUCCUUUGAAUACCCGAUUUAAUCCAAAAUUCUCUGUUUGUGAUACACCAUCAUCUCCAGAUUCAUGUGAAUUUAAAUAA